AUGGCUGCGGAUAAACGGUCUGUGUUCUGGAUUUUCGUCAGCGUGGUCUGCGUUGUUGUUGUUUCAGCGGCUGUCACAGAAAAACUUCUGCACGUGCCAAUGUUUGAAGUCGGCAGCAUUUGGUUCCGCUUGACGCAUUUGGCAGACGACUUGAACGGAAACUUGUUUAGCAGACUGUCAGAUAUUUCACUUUUAUGUGCCACUGUUUAUUUGGCAAGCGUGAUCGGUGGCUUCUUCCUCUUAAGAGAGGCAUACAGGCUCUUCUUCGUCCCUUUGAACAGAGUGCGACUACAGGAAGAUGUGGGUUAUUUGCCUGAUGGCAGAUUCAGCAAUAGAGACUUGGCUAAUAUGGUUCAGAAAAGGCGAAUGGUGGGAGAAAUCCCUCCCGUCUAUCCGAACGGCUGGUUUGGUUUGAUUGAAUCACACAGAUUGAACAAAUCAGAAGCCAUCAAUAUUGGACUUCUUGGUUUGAACCUAGCUGUUUUUCGAGACGACAAUGGCGAGGCCCAUGCUAUAGAUGCCUACUGUCCUCACAUGGGUGCAAACCUGGCGGCUGGGGGCCGAGUGGUGGGCGAUUGCCUAGAGUGCCCCUUUCAUGGGUGGCAGUUCCGAGGUGCAGAUGGAAAGUGCACGAAAAUCCCUUACACUGACAGCAUCCCAGAUAUAGCCAAGGUGAAGUCGUGGCCAGUGACAGAGCUGAACGGGUGGAUUUACCUCUGGCACCACGCAGAAGGUCUGGAUCCAACAUGGAAGAUCCCGGAGAUUGAAGAGAUCCAGAAUGGAGAGUGGAAAUUUCGAGGGCGCAGCGAGCAUCAUAUCAAUGCUCAUAUCGAGGAAAUUCCCGAGAAUGGAGCAGAUGUGUAUCACUUGGGUCAAGUCCACGGUCCAAUCAUGAUGGCCGGCAUCGACCUGCGCUUCAUGUACAGCAAGCUGUGGGAGUUUGCCAAACACGAGUGGACUGCCUGCUGGGAGGCACUGCCCGCCCCAAACGCCCACAUUGGCCAGAUCAAACUCACUCACAGCAUCAAGAUGUUCGGCAAACGCCUCCCGCCUGUGGAUCUCUCCGUCGAUGGUCAGCAGAUUGGCCCUGGAAUCGUGUACCUGAAGUUCGACAAUCUGCUGGGUAAGGGCGCCUUUCUGCAGUCCCUCACCCCCGAGGGGCCCAUGAUGCAACGUCUCGUCCAUAAUAUCUAUGUCCACUGGAAGAUGCCCAUUAUCAUCGCUAAAUUCUUUAUGUUGGGGGAAGCACUCCAGGUGGAGCGAGACAUCAUGAUAUGGAACAACAAAUGUUAUGAGGCAAAGCCGUUGUUCGUCAAGUCCAAAGAGGAUACGCUCAUUGCCCGUCACAGGCGGUGGUAUCAACAGUUCUACUCUGAAAAUAGUCCCCGAUUCAAGUUCCAGAAAGAAACCCUUGAGUGGUGAAGAAAAAGAAAAUGGCAAUGACAGAAAGAGUGAUUUGAAUAAGUCUGAAUUUAAACAGAAUGUCUCUGAACAAAUUAGAGGACACCAGCAACAAAUACAAAUCCUCAUUACUGAACAGAAAGGUUUACCUCAGCUAUUCCUGUUGGCAAGCCCAUGAGACUACAUAUACGCCAUGCAAAAAUUUCUAUAAAUGGUUAUAUCAAAUCAACUCUUUUCUGGAUAAUCAUAAUUUGACCCAAGUUGAUACCUUCGUAUUAAGAAAACCAACCAAGUUCCGAUUCCACAGAGCCAUUUCUGACUUUACUCAAACUUUGAAAUACGAUCUUCAAGCUUGUUAUUGAGUUAUAGAAAUUAAUAUUGUGUUCGAUGCGAUCAAAGUUAUCUUAAGACAAAUGUGUCCAAUUUCUAUUUCCAGUACCAAAAUGUUGAAGAGGUUUUUAAAUUUUGACUUAAGUCAGAAAUGGCUUUGUUCGUGCCCACUGUGUCAUUCUGCCUCCGUUCUAAACCUGGAAGUAUUCAAGACUUCUUUCACGUGUUACUUUGUAC
Molecule: messenger RNA, 1968 nt
Organism: Liolophura sinensis
Lineage: Eukaryota; Metazoa; Mollusca; Polyplacophora; Chitonida; Chitonidae
Product: cholesterol 7-desaturase nvd-like
Exons: 6
Coding region: 1-1422 (473 amino acids)
Biological process (GO): cholesterol metabolic process
Cellular component (GO): cytoplasm
Molecular function (GO): 2 iron, 2 sulfur cluster binding; oxidoreductase activity
Source: RefSeq, a predicted model, not a curated record